CGUCUGUCUCGCGGUGCCCUCUCCCCUGGCUCGCGCUGCCUUUUAAAGCAAACUCUCACAGCAUGCUAUUUCCCACUCUGCCAGACGAAGGGACACGGUGCGGAGCUGCUGUGUCUUUCAUUCAACCCCCCCUUCCUCUCGUCACCCCCAUCGUUCUCGUUGUUUAGUUUAAUUCUUUAGCAGCUUGUUUACACAGUUAGCUUGUUUCAGUCAUGUAUCGCUAUUUCGGAGAGCUGUUGAGCCGCUCUGCGGGAAGUGCCCUGGCCUCGGGAUGCGUUGACUCCGCUCUCCCGGUGUCGUCCUCCCUGAUGCGGGUCCGCCGUUAUGCCGACGCGGCCGAGCAGCCCGACGACCCGAACUUCUUCAAGAUGGUCGAAGGGUUCUUUGACCGCGGUGCCACUAUCGUUGAGGACAAGUUGGUGGAGGACCUGAAGACCAGGGAGAGCUCCGAGCAGAAAAGGCACCGUGUUCGCGGCAUCCUGCGCAUCAUCAAGCCGUGCAAUCACGUCCUGAGCGUGUCUUUCCCGAUCAAGAGGGAUAACGGAGAGUGGGAGGUGGUGGAGGGGUAUCGCGCCCAGCACAGCCAGCACAGGACACCAUGCAAAGGAGGUAUCCGUUACAGCACCGACGUGUCUGUGGACGAGGUGAAAGCUUUGGCCUCUUUGAUGACCUACAAGUGCGCUGUCGUUGAUGUGCCAUUUGGAGGUGCCAAAGCUGGAGUGAAGAUCAACACCAGGAACUAUUCUGAUAAUGAGCUGGAGAAGAUUACCAGGAGGUUCACCAUUGAACUGGCCAAAAAGGGUUUUAUUGGGCCUGGCAUCGAUGUCCCGGCGCCAGACAUGAGCACCGGAGAGAGGGAAAUGUCCUGGAUCGCCGACACUUACGCCAACACCAUCGCACACACCGACAUAAACGCCCAUGCGUGUGUGACAGGAAAACCCAUCAGUCAGGGAGGAAUCCACGGUCGCAUCUCUGCCACCGGGCGUGGAGUUUUCCACGGGAUUGAGAACUUCAUCAAUGAGGCGUCCUACAUGAGCAUGGUGGGCCUGACGCCGGGCUUCCAGGACAAGACCUUCGUCAUCCAGGGUUUCGGUAAUGUGGGUCUCCACUCCAUGAGGUACCUGCACCGGUUCGGUGCCAAGUGUGUGGGUGUUGGUGAGAUUGAUGGAGCCAUCUACAACCCAGACGGCAUCGACCCAAAGCAGCUGGAGGAUUACAAACUGCAACACGGCACCAUUGUGGGCUUCCCGGGAGCCAAGCCAUACGAUGGGAACAUCCUGGAGGCGGACUGCCACAUCCUGAUUCCUGCUGCUGGAGAAAAGCAGCUCACACGCAACAACGCCCGCAGGAUCAAGGCGAAGAUCAUUGCUGAGGGAGCCAACGGACCCACCACCCCAGAGGCAGACAAGAUCUUCCUGGAGAACAACGUCAUGGUUAUUCCUGACAUGUACCUGAACGCUGGUGGUGUGACUGUGUCGUACUUCGAGUGGCUCAAGAAUCUCAAUCAUGUCAGUUAUGGGAGACUGACCUUCAAGUACGAGAGAGACUCAAACUACCACCUUCUCAUGUCAGUGCAGGAGAGUCUAGAGAGGAAGUUUGGGAAGCAGGGAGGACCCAUCCCCAUCGUUCCCACCGCCGACUUCCAGGCCAGAAUUGCUGGCGCCUCGGAGAAGGACAUUGUUCACUCAGGUCUGGCCUACACCAUGGAGCGCUCCGCCCGGCAAAUCAUGCGCACAGCAAGCAAGUACAACCUGGGUCUGGACCUGCGGACGGCCGCGUACGUCAACGCCAUCGAGAAGGUCUUCAAGGUCUACAACGAAGCUGGGCUGACCUUCACAUAAACGCCAACCUGCACUGCUCCCCGUUCCUCCGCUCUCCCUGCUAGUCAUCCCUCUCUCCGGCUCCCCUCUACCUCCUCAGACAGCCUUCUGAACAUAUCACCGUUUACCGCAGCUCGCCACAACCUCACAUUUCCUCUGCGAUAUCUGUGCAGCCGUCGAGACGCCGCCCUGUCCUCGGAGUUGGAGCAGACAUCGGUGUUUGUAAAGAGAGAGAAGACUCUUUCCCUCCCUCUGCAGCCCUGUAGGUGUUUGUAUUGUGGCAGCCAUGUUUCAAGGCGCUCCUAUCGUAGUAGCUGAAUGCAUGUAUAGCCGUUUCUGAUGCCUUAUUUCAGGAAGAGGUGGCGCCUUGAAGGGAGCUGACCACUUCAGUCCAACGUUGAUUAAAAGGGAUUUAGAUUUAACUCCAUGUGAAUUAGUCGGAUUAGUUGUUUUAAAUCUUUCUGGUGAAAAGAUUAGCGGUUCUAAAUUUCAAGGAUUUGUUUUUUCAAGUGUUUUUACUGUCCUCUUCAUAUUUCUGCUUCCCUUGUUGCUUUAGCUUAACGCAGCUUCUCUAGACGCCGCCGGCCUCUAGAGAGGAGUGGAGGUUUGGCGAGCGCAUCGUGAUCACCAUGUUAGUUCUUGUCAGCUUAACCGUCCUAUUGCUGCAUUGAAACAAGUUUUUUUGUUGGUUUUUUUGGAGGAAACUGCUUUUUAUUUUUGUGUUAAUUUUUUUUUUUUGAAACGACAAAUAAAACGUUCUUAAAAAGGC
Messenger RNA from Poecilia reticulata (guppy), 2589 nucleotides. RefSeq names its product glutamate dehydrogenase 1b (gene glud1b). The record is from RefSeq and is a predicted model, not a curated record. NCBI's taxonomy places the organism in Eukaryota, Metazoa, Chordata, Actinopteri, Cyprinodontiformes, Poeciliidae. Gene Ontology annotation, cellular component: mitochondrion. Gene Ontology annotation, molecular function: L-glutamate dehydrogenase (NAD+) activity. Gene Ontology annotation, biological process: L-glutamate catabolic process.